Molecule: messenger RNA, 321 nt
Organism: Fusarium venenatum
Lineage: Eukaryota; Fungi; Ascomycota; Sordariomycetes; Hypocreales; Nectriaceae
Source: RefSeq, a predicted model, not a curated record
AUGUCUGAUGCCAAAAACCACUCGGGUGAUGACCAGCCCCUGAGCGAGGAGACUCGUGAGGAUCUUCGUCGCAUGACCCUCAGUCUUACUAACCAGAGAACCAUCGAAACUCUUACCCGAACCGCAAUGAUGGCCAAAUUCAAGCGGCAGAGCACGCGUGCUCUUAGCGAAGACGGCAUGGAUCACUGUAAGGCUGAGAAACAAGCCCCGACCGAGAAGAAGGCCACCACCGCCAAGAUCAUCGAUGGGCAUGUCUCCCAUCGUAAUGUUAAAGAUGGAGAUACCGAGCCUGACAAGGAUAAUAACAAGAAGCAAGCCUAA